Molecule: messenger RNA, 255 nt
Organism: Perkinsus marinus ATCC 50983
Lineage: Eukaryota; Perkinsozoa; Perkinsida; Perkinsidae
Exons: 2
Coding region: 1-255 (84 amino acids)
Source: RefSeq, a predicted model, not a curated record
AUGGAGGUAGAUGGGUCCUUUAGGGCUGUUCGAAGAUCCUGUGAGACGUUUUGUGCGGCUGCGAGAGGAGGCUCGAUACUUCUCCAGGAUGCCUCCUCCGAGGCGGAUACCUCUGGCAAAGGUCCCCCGAUACAAGCCGAUGAUGCUCAAGGAGAAGGCGUGCCGCAGGUCUCGCUUCUUGCCCUCGAGAAACGCUUAGACUUCUUCCUCUCGGCGACUGCUGUUAAGCGGCAACUCGCAAAGCCCCUGAAGUAG